Amphimedon queenslandica is the source of this 1070-nucleotide messenger RNA. RefSeq lists its product as uncharacterized. The transcript has 4 exons. NCBI's taxonomy places the organism in Eukaryota, Metazoa, Porifera, Demospongiae, Haplosclerida, Niphatidae. The record is from RefSeq and is a predicted model, not a curated record. The coding region runs from base 44 to 886 and encodes 280 amino acids.
CUGUAAUACUAUUGAGUUGAAGCAGCACUCAAUAGAAGGAGGGAUGACGUCCACACUUGAAAACACAGACUGCGGCUAUAAGAUGAUUAUACCAGUUGCCACUGAAGAGAAAUCCUCCAUUAAUGUCCGCACUAUAUUCUCAGGUCCCUUUGUCCUACCUGAUGGCUACACUAUUGUCAGUGCUAUUUACGAUAUUUCACUACCUGAGCAGCUGUCUAAACCUGUCACUGUCAAGCUGGAGCAUUGUGUUGAUCUUAAUGAUGAGAUUACGGCCAGGAAGAUGUGCUUUGCCACUGCAGCCAUUAAUUUGGAGAAGAAGGUUUUUGUUUUUGAUUGUGUUGGAGGAGGGAGCUUCCCCAAAGGAGAGACAUAUGCUUCGCUGGAUAUCAACGACAGCUGUCUGUUGUGUAUCUUGUAUAGAGGAUCAACGAGGGAUACAUCUAUGAAGUAUGCUGGUCAGUGCUCUUAUGUCCGAGACUAUAAAAACUCCUGGACAAUGAGUAUACUCUUCACAAAGCAUUUAAGUGCACACUAUAAGUAUACACAGUCUGAGACAGUCGGCACUAUUGAGUCACACCCAUUUUUAUUUACGACAAGGAAAGGUGAUGGAGAGCUGUUGAUGGAACUCAAUAAGUUUAAGAGCCAAAUGGACCUUGAAGGUUGGAAGGUAGCGCCUCUCACUCCAAUACCUGAUUUUAUAUUGAAAUCUCAGAUUGAUUGUGUGGAGUUGCAGCAAGAGUUUGGGAAGCUUCAGUGCAGAAUAAUUCCGUCGAUUGAGUUUUCAGUUUAUGUGUAUGAUGAAGACGCUGCGACAGACAAAAUAGACAAGUACCUUGACAUUGGAGGAACCACUUCUGACAUUUUCAUCAAAAGACAAAGAGAAUGAAAAUAACUUAAAAUGAACUGCUGUUUUUUUACUGAAUGCUGACACCCCUUUUUUAGUUUAGAAAACACUUUUUUAGUUUAUGAUUAAGUAGGUGUGGAUAAGUUAAUUAACUUUUAGUAAAAAUUAAUUAAUUUUUAAUAGUUAACUGUAUUUUUUGAAGACUUUAUCUCUAUAACUAACAGUA